Molecule: messenger RNA, 621 nt
Organism: Pogona vitticeps (central bearded dragon)
Lineage: Eukaryota; Metazoa; Chordata; Lepidosauria; Squamata; Agamidae
Source: RefSeq, a predicted model, not a curated record
UGACUUUGACCAUGCAUGCUGAACAGGUCCUUCUGCUUUCAGUUCCCAGUGGGCCGUAUUCAUAGACACUUGAAGACUCGCACCACAAGCCAUGGAAGGGUUGGUGCCACAGCUGCCGUGUACAGUGCUGCAAUUCUCGAAUACCUCACUGCUGAGGUUUUGGAGUUGGCAGGUAAUGCAUCCAAGGAUCUCAAGGUAAAACGUAUCACUCCACGUCAUUUGCAGCUUGCUAUUCGUGGUGAUGAGGAAUUGGAUUCCCUUAUUAAAGCAACCAUUGCUGGUGGAGGUGUAAUUCCUCACAUCCACAAGUCUCUCAUUGGAAAGAAGGGACAGCAGAAAACUGCAUAGAGAGGAAUUUUAAACAGCCCUCUUCCUCCCUGUCAUUGUACUGUAACUGGGACAGAAGAAAUAUGGGGAUAUGUGGAAUUUUUUUAAAAAAAUAGUUAAAUGGAAGAGUAUAGACAAUUGACUGUAGACUUAAAACAUUUGUAUGUUCUUUAGAUUCAAAGUUUGACACAAAAAAGUACCUUGUUAUGUGGCAGCAAUUUGUGUGUUGAUUGGCUAGGUUUCUCCCAUGUGUUUUAUACAAAAAUGGAACUGAUAAAACCAUUUUUUACAAAA